AUGUUGCUUGCUGCUGUGAUCUAUCUCGCUUUCACUUUUACUCGCUCAGAGCAAUCGUCGCUAAGUAAAAGGAGCUGUUCAUGUGCCGAAUAUACUCCAGUACCAUGUGUUUGCCACGCCGGAGCGAUUCCUCACUGCAUCUGCAGAAGAAUCAUUCAGUCAUGGACCUGCACUUGCGCAGUUGAGCUACAAGUCAUUGAGUGCUAUAACACUUGCAGACCUCUUUGUGUGUCCACAUGUCAGCAAGACAAGAUUCACCCAGGAUGUGCCUUCUACUGUAAUGGCAUCUGCGCACAAUCGUGUACGCCUACGCAGUCUAUAUUACCCAUAGCCAGCGCUCUUGUUGUUCCCGUGGACACUCCCACUUUGCUUCCUCCCAGGAACCCUGUAGCGCCUACAAUCACUGCCACUGUGCCAUUACCACUUAGCAAUCCAUUGUUACCUACCGACAGUAGAAAUCCUCCCGCGCCUCCUUUUGGAAUUUCUGCAAUGCCUGCUAUUACUAAAUAUCCUCCCGUUUUCCCAGACUACCCAGUGAUAUCUGGGGUAACAGGAGUGCCUUCUAUUCGACCUGCUGAAAAUCCAACUUCUGCCACUGAUUUACCUGCCACUCUGCCUCGUUACUCGAUGAUACCUACUGUUUCUGGUAUGCCUCCCACUAUUCCACCCACUUACCCAGGGGUACCUGCUGCUGCUGCGGUAACGUCUCCUAUACCUCCUGUGUACCACAUGGAGCCUGCUGCAUCACCUAUUACUGUUCGCGAUAUAUGUCCGUACUCAUCCUACGAAUUGUGCCAAAGGGCGUGCGCCGGUACUGGCUCCGCUUUGUGCUUUCCUCUUUGCAUGCAACACUCCGAAAGGAUUUGCGGGUACCACCGUUUGCACAGGAAUAGUUCCCAGGUAGUGAACCAACCGACGCCACCACAAGCGCGGCCACUUUUUUGA
Messenger RNA from Cylicocyclus nassatus, 945 nucleotides. NCBI's taxonomy places the organism in Eukaryota, Metazoa, Nematoda, Chromadorea, Rhabditida, Strongylidae. The record is from the annotation of a GenBank genome assembly.